Vigna radiata var. radiata (mung bean) is the source of this 1826-nucleotide messenger RNA. Its product is annotated as acetylornithine aminotransferase, mitochondrial. Gene Ontology annotation, molecular function: transaminase activity; pyridoxal phosphate binding; identical protein binding. The transcript is spliced from 4 exons. The record is from RefSeq and is a predicted model, not a curated record. Lineage: Eukaryota; Viridiplantae; Streptophyta; Magnoliopsida; Fabales; Fabaceae. Bases 155 to 1558 code for a protein of 467 amino acids. Gene Ontology annotation, cellular component: chloroplast stroma. Gene Ontology annotation, biological process: arginine metabolic process.
UGCUCUUUUUUUUUUGGGUCCGUCUCUUUCUCAUCACACACUUAAAAUGAGCACGGCUCUUCAGUGUCUCCAAGUUGAAAACUUUCACAUUAGAGUUUUAUUCUCAAGCAAAAGGGAAGAAGAAGUGGAAGAAUCUCUCCCUUAACUGAACAGAAUGAAUGCAGUUCACAUUUCUCCAAACCAUUCAAUUUCUCAACCAUGUUACAAACCCAGGCAAUUUUUCAGUUUGGCAAGAGAGAGCAUUUUGAUUGGAAGAAGUCCUGGUAUUCAGAUCAGAGGUCGGAGUGUCGUGAGGGCAUGUCUUAAUGUGGAUGUUGCUGCACCAAACACUGGGAAGGCAAAAUUGGCGAAAAUUAAGGAUGUGAUCGAGAUGGAGGGGAAGCUUUUGGUGGGGACAUAUGCAAGAACAGCAGUGGUGCUUGAGAAGGGAGAAGGUUGCAAAUUGUAUGACGUAGAAGGGAAAGAAUAUUUAGAUUUGAGUGCUGGGAUUGCUGUCAAUGCUUUGGGGCAUGGUGAUGUAGAUUGGUUAAAAGCUGUUGUUGAACAGGCUGCCACCCUUACUCAUACCAGCAAUAUAUUCUACACAAUACCUCAGGUAGAACUUGCAAAGCGUCUUGUGGAUUCCUCUUUUGCUGAUCGUGUGUUCUUUUCAAAUUCUGGAACAGAAUCAAAUGAAGCAGCUAUAAAAUUUGCAAGAAAACAUCAGAGACAAACAACUACUAAUGGGAAGGAGCCAGCAACAGAGUUCAUUGCUUUUAGUAACUGCUUUCAUGGGAGAACCAUGGGUGCUCUUGCUUUGACAAGUAAAGUACAAUAUAGAACUCCUUUUGAACCCAUAAUGCCUGGAGUGACCUUUUUAGAAUAUGGAAAUGCUCAGGCUGCAACAGAAUUAAUUAAGCAGGGCAAGAUUGCUGCAGUUUUUGUGGAACCCAUCCAAGGAGAAGGUGGAAUUUACAGUGCCACAAAAGAAUUUUUACAGUCCUUGCGCAAUGCUUGUGAUGAAUCAGGGACACUUCUUGUUUUUGAUGAGGUUCAAUGUGGUUUAGGUAGAACAGGGUUUUUAUGGGCCCAUGAGGCAUAUGGUAUCUUCCCUGAUAUGAUGACCCUCGCAAAGCCUCUUGCUGGAGGCUUGCCUAUUGGAGUAGUUUUGGUGACAGAGAGAGUUGCUUCUUCUAUAAAUUACGGUGAUCAUGGAAGCACUUUUGCAGGAAACCCUCUUGUUUGCAGUGCUGCUCUUGCUGUUUUUGAUAAAAUAUCAAAACCUGAUUUCCUGUCAUCUGUAUCUAAGAAAGGUAUCUACUUCAAAGAACUACUCAACCAAAAGUUGGGAGGAAACCGACAUGUGAAAGAAAUUCGCGGUGUUGGGCUGAUUAUAGGAAUAGAUUUAGAUGUACCUGCCACGCCCUUUGUUGAUGCUUGUCGAAAUUCUGGUCUGUUAGUGUUAACUGCUGGAAAAGGAAAUGUAGUGAGGAUUGUCCCGCCAUUGAUCAUAACAGAGAAGGAGAUCGAGCAAGCUGUGGACAUUUUGUUCCAAACUUUACAAGUUCUUGAUAAGUAGGAGGGAGGAGAAAGAGGAUUGACAUUGCAAGCAAAAGUUAGCUUAUUUGGUUGGGUAUUGUUGAGUAUUUGAAGUUUCAGAUGCCAACCUUAUUAAUUCUCUUUCAUUGAAGAAGUUUCCAUUGUAAGAAUAUUUCAACAAUGUUAGUAUAUUUCUUAGUAAUGCAUGCCAAAUGAGAUGGUUUACUUUUAUUUGUUGCCUUUUGUUCGUAUGAACUGCAAUAAUGAUUGUAAUAUCCUAAUGUAACUAUAUAUUUCCUUUGGUAGAA